CUCUGCUCUGCUCAUAUAAUAUCAAUAGGGUCACAUUCUUUUUUUCCUUUCAAUCUUUUCCCAUGUUGUUUUGAAAUCUCAUGGCCUGCUUAGACAUGUACAACUCAGAGCAUAAGGGUCAUGGUGGUCAUCAUCCAUUUGCUCCAAUGAGCCCAAGAAUCUCCUUCUCUAAUGAUUUUGCAGAUGCCCAACAUGCCAUCAAGCAUGAAAGGAGCUCCAGAGAAGCUCCAGUUUCCUCAGAUUUUGAGUUCUCAGUGACCAACUAUUCGAUGAUGAGCGCUGAUGAGCUCUUCUGUAAGGGAAGGUUGCUGCCUUUCAAAGACAGCUGCACCAGCAGCAGCAGCAGCAAACAGAUGCAGAGGAGCACUACCACUCUCAGAGAUGAGCUUCUUCAUGGGGAGGAUCAUGAUGAUGAAGUGUCAUCCAGGCCACCAAAGGGGUCAUCAUCAUCAACAAGAUGGAAGGGGCUUCUGGGCAGGAAGAGGGCCCACAUUGGCUCCAAGAAAGCUCACAAGAAUGAUGGGUCUGUGGAUGGUAGGAGUUCUGGUCUUGUGGUGGUGCAUGAGGAACCCCAACAUCAUGUUAAUAAUCAGACUUCACAGGAGGUCUUGAAUGAAGGAGGGUCAAGUUGGAGAGAUGUGGAGAUUGGAAUAUAGAGGCAUUGUUUUAGGGGGGGUGUGGUGAUGAAAUUGUAGAGGUGUGGGAAGUACUUUUUCUUUUUUCCUUUUGGAGGCUUCAGAAAAAGGAGGAUGAUUAUUAUUAUUCUUGUAUUUUUAAUGCUGGUUUUGGUUAAACAUAGAGGUUCUGACUUCUGUUAGUGGCCGGUUAAUCAAAUUAGCCUCUAUAUAUUUUCUGGUGUAUUUUGUUUCA
Prunus dulcis (almond) is the source of this 870-nucleotide messenger RNA. RefSeq lists its product as uncharacterized. Bases 81 to 656 code for a protein of 191 amino acids. The record is from RefSeq and is a predicted model, not a curated record. Lineage: Eukaryota; Viridiplantae; Streptophyta; Magnoliopsida; Rosales; Rosaceae. The transcript is spliced from 2 exons.